Molecule: messenger RNA, 4473 nt
Organism: Manis pentadactyla (Chinese pangolin)
Lineage: Eukaryota; Metazoa; Chordata; Mammalia; Pholidota; Manidae
Gene: MB21D2
Product: Mab-21 domain containing 2
Exons: 2
Coding region: 1437-2912 (491 amino acids)
Source: RefSeq, a predicted model, not a curated record
GGAAGGCAUUGCAUACCUGCUUUACCUACUUUAUCUCAUGUAACUCUUAAUGCUACCUGAGAUGGGAAUUAUUAUCAUCUCCAUUUUAUACAGUAAGUCAUGGCAGAGGUUGGCCAUGAGAACCAUGAAAGAAAAUGAGAACGGUUCUAUAUAAAUCAGGGACUGUGGGAUAGAGAAGAGAUAAGAGUUUGGAGUAUUAGACAGGAAGAUAUAGCCCUUCAUCUAAGAACUAAUGGGCCUCCUAAGUGGUGAGUCAAAAACCUAAUGAACACCAAAAACACUUCUGAGAUCCUAUUUUGUCUGAAGGAUCAUGAUUUAGAUGGAAUCUGCCUUGUCAAGUAUAAUCCACUGCAGAAACCAUGUCCUUUGGUUUAUCAUUGUCCACCCAGAUUCUGGCACUCUGCCUGGCAGAAAAUGGGUGCUCAGACUGUAUUUGUUGAGAGAAUUUUAACCUCACAUUAAAAAUUCAUUGAAACCGGGGGCAAUUCAUUCUGUUCCCCCUCCCCCACAACACACUUCAAUUUCCCUAUUUUUAUAUUAGACCAAGCAGAACCUCAAUAACUCAUUAUAUGCUAAGUUGAUUAGGUUGUUAUCCAGGAAAAUUAAUUACCUAGAGCAAAGGUAGGGAUACUUUAGUAGGUGGGCACUCUCUAUUUUGAUGCGUUUAAUCCCAUCACAUUUAGCAGUCUAUGUAUAAAAGGGCAGAAAACUGGUUUCAUUUUCCUUCAGGCAGGUUCUUUCAUUAUCUAAAGACAUUGGAGUUCUUGACAUGGAGACGCUCCCGUAGGAAUGUCCCCGCCCGGGACUCCGCCCUUAAAAUCAGAGGACUAGUCCCCUCUCCUUGAAUGCGCUUGGCAAGCCCUGCCCCCCAAAAGGGAGGAGGUAGAGAAAGGCUACGUUCACAACUCGCACGUCUGGCCAGUACAGAUUGGCAAGUGCUACAGGCGCGCAGACCUCUGUCAUUUAUUUAUUUUCCUUUCCACUGGGUGCGCUGUCCCUUUAAAUGGGGACGCUGGUGCUGGCUCGCUAACACUGGAGCCGGCAGCUUGUUGAUUUCAGAGCUGGUGAAUUUCACAUUGUUUCCACUUCACUUUCCUAGCUCCUGGGGAGGCUCCGGUUGGCUCUACAGCCACUGUCGCCGCUGCCAGCGAGGACCAUAGUUGGGCAAGGACCCGCAGCACCGCGGCCGGCGUGGGGCCGCAGGAAAGGGUGCCGGGGCCACACACGCACCCCCGCCGCAGUCCAGGUCCUCCUGACGCCGGGACGCCCGGAGCGCACCGAGCCAGGACCGCCAGUCUAGACGCCCGCCAGCCAGCCCGCCCACGAUCCGGGGCCACAGCCCGGGAGCCGGCGGAGGGAGGAGGCCCAGGGGGGCGGGGUGGGCGGCGGGGGAGGGUGCCGCCGCCGCCGCGGAGCUGCUCCUCGGCGCGUUUUGCAUGAAGAUGGCGGCUCCCACCGCCAGUAAGGCAGCGUCCCUGGGCUGUAACAACAAGCCUCCGUUCCCGGAGCUGGAUUUCAGGUCCGGAGCUCGGGUGGAGGAAUUGAACAAACUCAUCCAAGAAUUCACGAAGCACGACCAGCGGGAAUACGACGACCAGAGAGCGCUGGAGAUUCACACAGCCAAGGAUUUCAUCUUUUCCAUGCUGGGAAUGGUGCAAAAGCUGGACCAAAAACUUCCAGUGGCCAAUGAGUACCUGUUGCUCUCUGGAGGAGUCCGGGAAGGUGUGGUGGACCUGGAUUUAGAUGAGCUUAAUGUCUACGCCCGGGGCACAGACUAUGAUAUGGACUUUACUCUUCUGGUGCCAGCCCUUAAGCUGCAUGACCGUAAUCAGCCUGUGACACUUGAUAUGCGCCACUCAGCCUUGUGCCAUUCUUGGCUGAGCCUUCGGCUUUUUGAUGAGGGGACGAUCAGCAAAUGGAAAGACUGCUGCACCAUUGUAGAUCACAUCAAUGGUGCCACCAACUACUUCUUCUCCCCAACCAAAGUAGCUGACUGGUUCUAUGACUCCAUCAGCAUUGUCCUAUCAGAGAUACAGAAGAAACCCCAGCGAGGGAUGCCAAAGGUGGAAAAGGUAGAAAAGAAUGGGACCAUCAUCUCCAUAAUUCUGGGUGUGGGGAGCAGCCGCAUGUUGUAUGAUAUCGUCCCUGUGGUAUCUUUCAAAGGUUGGCCUGCAGUGGCCCAGAGUUGGCUCAUGGAGAACCACUUUUGGGAUGGGAAGAUCACUGAGGAAGAGGUCAUCAGUGGGUUUUACCUGGUGCCUGCUUGCUCCUACAAGGGUAAGAAGGAUAAUGAAUGGCGUCUGUCCUUUGCCAGGAGUGAGGUGCAGUUGAAGAAGUGCAUCUCUAGCAGCCUCAUGCAGGCCUACCAGGCCUGCAAAGCCAUCAUCAUUAAACUCCUCUCCCGGCCCAAAGCUAUCAGCCCCUAUCACCUCAGGAGCAUGAUGCUCUGGGCCUGUGACAGACUUCCUGCCAACUACUUGGCCCAAGAAGACUAUGCAGCCCACUUCUUGCUGGGCCUCAUCGAUGACCUGCAACACUGUCUGGUCAACAAGAUGUGCCCCAAUUAUUUCAUCCCCCAGUGCAACAUGCUGGAGCACCUGUCAGAGGAGACAGUCAUGCUCCACGCGCGGAAGCUCUCCUCCGUUCGCUCAGACCCGGCAGAGCACUUGCGCACCACCAUUGAGCACGUCAAGGCAGCCAACCGGCUGACACUGGAGCUCCAGAGGCGAGGCAGCACCACCAGCAUCCCUUCUCCGCAGUCCGACGGUGGUGACCCCAACCAGCCUGACGACCGUUUGGCCAAAAAACUGCAGCAGCUAGUGACUGAGAACCCGGGAAAGUCCAUCUCUGUCUUUAUUAACCCUGAUGAUGUCACAAGGCCCCAUUUCAGAAUCGAUGACAAAUUUUUCUGAGCACUGUGCUGCCUUUUUUUCUUUCUCUUGGUUCUAAAACUCUCGUAAGGUGUAGUGUGGUUUGUGAUGCCGUCUUUCUGUUUUUUACAUAUCCAGCCGAGAUUGGAUCUAUUAAGAACACAUUUUAAGCUUCCUGGUUCUGCAGGACGGUGCGGGCUCUGAAACAGUAUAUUACUAUUUCAUAUUCUGCCUCUGAUUUUGUUAUUUACUUUUGUAGUUAUUGUCACCUUGUUUGUUUUUGGUUUUGGGAUUUUAAGAACUUGAGCCAUAGAUGAAAAUGCCCAUGAAUUCUCUUGCUUUUGCCUGUUUCAUACUUUGUGCAAAUUUGUUUAUGGGGAUGGGAAACAAAUUUCUUUCUGACAUUUCAGGAUUCUAUUAUUGUUUUGUUUUGUUUUGCGUCUUUAUUUUUUAAUGUGCUUCCAUCCCUGCAGAUAUUUGAGAGUCAUCUGAACCUGGGAACUUCCUGGCACAUUAGGUGGAUUUAUUGCUUCUCACCAGUGGCCAGAAUAGUCUCCCCCUUUCCACCAAACAAUGUAGACUUUGAAAGUGAUAAUGCUACAAAUUGUGUUUUGGAGCAAUUUCAUUGAAUGUAACUGUCCUCAACUCAGAACUCUGGAUGGUUUGGAAGCUGUGUGGAACAACUUUCCAAACAGAACUAAGGUUUCCAAAUGGUAGUUUUAGAGUGUGUAAUUAUUUGAAGCCUUAUUUAAAUCCUACUAAAGAACACACCAUUAUAAUUGUUAUUUGCACUGAUGAAAUCUUUGCCACCAUCAGAGUCCCAGUGUGUGUGUGUCAAUAUAAAUUGACAUUCACUGUUGCAAUGCUAUCAUUUUUUCAUUUAGCCCAUUUCUCUCAAUCAAUAGAAUUUCUUUGCAUUUGUUUAGUUCUCAUUUAAUUGUGGGGUCCUGUUUUGCCCCCUUUGAUAUUCCUGGUUCCUGUCACUGAGGGAAAUUUUUAAAGCUUUAUACCUGCUAAUGACUUUAUCUGAAGCUGGGGAAACAUACUUGAUAGAUAGGUUGUCAUUGCAUGUAUUGCUUUUGGGCUAUAGAGAUAAGGUAUUCUGGUAAAGUCUCUUGGCUCCUACUGACAGUUUUAAGGAAAAGUAGCAGGAAGAACUGAUAGUCCCCAAGUAGAAGUUACCAUGUCUGUUUAAAAGCAGGUUUUGCCAUGGAGCAGGAACCAGGACAUAUCUGUGGGGGUAGCCGUGGUGGAGAGGCGUCCUGUCUUCAUAAAUGAAAUUACUUGCCAGUUUUAGGUGCCACAAGGCUGUGGCUCCCAGUUUUGGUGUGGACUCACGGUGAACUAUGCUGUUGGGGAGGCCGGGGGUCUGCUGGUCUCUCAAAGGAUGACCAUGGUGUCUGCUGUUGGAAAAGCCAAGCAACAUUUUGGAUUUGAUCUUGACUAUCCAGACUUACAGGUUGGGUUUUGGCUGAUUGAAAUCAGGCAUAUGUGGUCUUGGGUUUUUGCAUGGGAAUUAGUGUAAUGCUUAUAAAUGGAAAUGAAAUCCUAACCAUCUUAAGUCAAACACAAAAAUAAUAAAAGAAACAUACUGGCCAUGAAA